Molecule: messenger RNA, 609 nt
Organism: Solanum stenotomum
Lineage: Eukaryota; Viridiplantae; Streptophyta; Magnoliopsida; Solanales; Solanaceae
Exons: 2
Coding region: 1-609 (202 amino acids)
Source: RefSeq, a predicted model, not a curated record
AUGGGAGACGCUUCAGGUGACGCGAUUGCUACCAACACUUCAACUCGAUUGGAUUUCAUUCCCCCUUCUAUCUGCAUCUCUCUGAGAAUGCAGAGUAAAACUGGAUUCAUCAAUGGAAAAAUCGUGAAGCCAAAUUCUGCAGAUCCAACCUUCAUGCAGUGGGAAAGGUGUGAUGACAUGGUGACCUCUUGGAUUUUAAAUUCCCUCUCACCAGAUCUGCGAGAUAGCUUGCAAUACGUCAACAAUGCCAAAGAGCUUUGGGAGGAGUUGGAGGAUAGAUAUGACCAAAGUAAUGGUUGCAAACUCUAUCAACUACAGAAGGAGAUAAAUGACCUUGUGCAAGGCAUUUUGAAUGUCACUAGAUAUUAUACUAAUAUGAAGAAGUUGUGGGAAGAAAUGAACACUCUUGAUGUCAAUUUUCAAUGCACUUGUGUGUGCAUUUGUGGUGAAAAACCCAAGAUGCAUAAGGCUGAGCAAGAUAGAAGACUUAUACAUUUUUUGAUGGGCCUAAAUGAGAUGUAUACUACUGUAUGUGAAAAUAUCCUCAUGAUGUCUGAUCUACCAACUAUGGCACAAACAUUUGCCAUUUUGUCACAAGAGGAAAGAUAA